Molecule: messenger RNA, 222 nt
Organism: Enterobius vermicularis (human pinworm)
Lineage: Eukaryota; Metazoa; Nematoda; Chromadorea; Rhabditida; Oxyuridae
Source: the annotation of a GenBank genome assembly
AUGGUGGUGGUGCAGUUAGAGUCAAACGGCAGUUCUAUGGACCAAUGUAUGGUGGUGGAUUUGGAGGAUAUCCGUAUCCGUAUGGCGGAAUUGGUUUUGGCCGAGGCUGGAGUUUCACAGGACCAUUCGGCAUUUCAGCCGGUGGUUUCCGAGGAUUUUCGUUUGGAUAAAAAAGUGGCAGAUAUGUUGUCGGCUGACCCCACUGUUCUCGUAAAUGGCUAA